AUGGCCGCGGCCAUAGGCGAUUCUCUGGGAGCUUUAAGCUUGAAAGAAAUGGGGGCUGCCAAGAAUCCCUUCGAUUUCUACCGGCAAUACGUUGCUGAGCUCCUUGCCCCGAUUGUCGAACGCAAGGAAGCUGAGCUUCUUCCCCUGAUCCAAUGGACCGCUACUCUCGACAAGGGUGACUUGACGUUACCAGUCCCCGCCUUGCGUGUCAAGGGCAAGAAGCCUCAAGAUCUCUCCGAAGAGAUUGUUUCCAAAUUCCCAACCAGCGAUGACACAUUAGUCACUGCCGUCCAGUCAGGCCCGUCGGUUCAAUUCUUUUUCAAGCCCCAGCGAUUAAUAAAUACGGUGAUUUCAGAGAUUCUCAAGUCGACAAAAGCGUAUGGAACGAACCCAACAUCCGGCCUGAAAGACCCGGCUGCUGGACUGACAGAGGACAACAAGAAGAAAAUCAUUGUUGAGUUCUCUUCGCCCAACAUUGCAAAGGAAUUUCAUGCUGGUCAUCUUCGAAGUACAAUUAUUGGGGGGUUUGUUGCAAAGUUGUAUCAAUCGAUGGGAUGGGAAGUCAUCAAGAUGAAUUACUUAGGCGAUUGGGGUAAACAGUACGGUCUAUUGGCCAAUGGAUUUAAACAAUUCGGCAGUCAAGAGGAGUUGGCCAAGAACUCGAUUGCUCACUUGUUUUAUGUCUAUGUGGAGAUCAACAAAAUCAAGACAGAGCAAGAUAUCCCGAUUAACGACCUCAAGAAAGAGAUCAAAGAGAAGAAGGCGGCAGGUGCAGAUGUAUCAGAACUAGAAGCGAAAUUGGCACCGCUUGUUGAGGAGAGUGAGGAUGAAAAGGCACGAAAGUACUUCAAAAGCAUGGAGGACGGCGAUCCAGAGGCACUUGCACUCUGGAAUCAAUUCCGUGACCUCAGCAUCAAAAAGUACCAGAAGACAUAUGCACGGUUGAACAUUGAUUUCGACGUGUACUCGGGAGAAUCUCAAGUCAAGGCCGAGACGAUGAAGACGGUUCUUGAGAAUUUGAAGGCUCAGAAAAUCGCCGAAGAAUCCGACGGCGCGAUUGUGAUCGAUUUCGGCAAGCACGGUGCCAAGAAGCUCAACAAAGCAGUCAUCAUCCGUCGAGAUGGAACCCCCCUCUACCUGACUCGAGAUCUGGCAGCAAUCUUGGAGCGUCAUGACACGUAUCACUUUGACAAGAUGAUCUACGUUAUCGCGGAUCAACAGAAUGAACACGUUGCGCAGCUGUUCAAGACUACCGAGAUCAGCGGCCACAAAGAGGUGGCGCAAAAAUGCGAGCACAUUUCUUUUGGCAUGGUCAAAGGCAUGAGUACGCGAAAAGGCACGGUCAAGUUUCUGGACGACGUAAUCCAAUCGGUCAAGGACGUGAUGUUGGACGUGAUGCGGAAGAACGAGAAGAAGUACGCACAGCUGGACGACCCGGAGGCCGUCGCCGAUAUUCUGGCCAUCACGGCGAUCAUGGUGCAAGACUUGAGUGGCAAAGUGCGAAAUGGGUAUGAAUUCAACAUCAACCAGAUGACGGCAUUCGAGGGCGACACGGGACCAUACUUGCAGUAUGCGCAUGCCCGACUAUGCUCGAUCGAACGCAAGGCCAAUGCAGACAUCGGCUCGCUGAGCUCGGCGGACCUGUCGCUGCUCACGGAAACCCACGCGAUCAACCUGGUCCGGUCACUGGCGCAAUACCCAGAUGUGAUCCUGAAUACGCUGAAGACUCGCGAGCCGGCAACGGUGCUGACCUAUCUGUUCAAGAUGGCACACGCACUAAGUUCCAGCUACGACCAUUUGCAGGUGGUGGGCAGUGAACCUGAGCUGCAGAAGGCGCGGUUGGCGCUGUACGAGGCUGCCCGACAAGUGUUGUGGAAUGGCAUGACGCUGCUCGGGUUAACCCCGGUGCAACGGAUGUAG
Molecule: messenger RNA, 1920 nt
Organism: Exophiala bonariae
Lineage: Eukaryota; Fungi; Ascomycota; Eurotiomycetes; Chaetothyriales; Herpotrichiellaceae
Exons: 1
Coding region: 1-1920 (639 amino acids)
Biological process (GO): mitochondrial translation; arginyl-tRNA aminoacylation
Cellular component (GO): mitochondrion; cytoplasm
Molecular function (GO): ATP binding; arginine-tRNA ligase activity
Source: RefSeq, a predicted model, not a curated record